GUUUCUCCUCGUGUUGUGCUGUUGCUGAGCCUCCAUGCCUUCCUAUAAAUUUCAAGUGAUGAAGCAUCUCAUUCAUUCUCAGCUCUCUGGCCCAACAUGUACCGGUUCGUGCUUCACACGGUGGUGCUCGGUGUCCUGCUGCUCCCCCUCCGGUCCUCGGCCCGGUGUGUCGGUGAGAAGGAGCUGAUCAAGCUCCAGAACCGUCUGCAGAGGAGGUACUGGGAGCGCCUGAACGUCCCUCAGCCUACGUCACCGCAGCAGCGAGCGCCCACCUGCGCACAGGUGAGCAAGGAGCUGCACGAGGACACGCAGAGCCGCUCCUUGUCCCCGUGGAGGUACCGGCUGGACAGAAAUGACAGCAGGUUUCCUCAUGAGAUCUACGUCGCUGAGUGUCUCUGCGCUGGCUGCAUCAUCAACCGCCAUGAGGACCACAGCUACAACUCCAGGGAGGUGUUCAGCCACCCGAUGGUGCUGUGGAAGACUUCCUGUCCAGGAGACCCCAGCAAAUACGCGGUCAGGAAGAAGUUCAUCCGUGUCGCCGUUGGCUGCACCUGCGUCAGGCCGGUAGUACGCCACGCAAUGUAACCAAACGUCUGCCAACGUGGUGCUGAAUCCUUCUGCUGCUUCCAUUAUUCACAUCAGCAGGUCGUUUAGUUUGCAGGUCGGAGAUGUUUCCUCUGUCAGACACGUCUUUAGGGAGGUUUUAUGGCAUCGGGGGUCGAUCAACUGCUGAAAGUUAUCAACCAGUCCCUCCCAUUUUGGUGAUUCUCCCUUCAUGAGGUUGACUUUUUCGUCUUUUAUUGAAGCUGCAUUCUGUCUAACAGCCAGCAGGGGGCGAAUCCUCUGUGAAAAGAAGUUAGGAGCGAUUUAAGCUCCUUCUGAUCGACUUUUUUACCUCAGUGAACAAUUUGCUGUUAAGUUUUUGGUCUCAAUCACUAGUUUCAAGUCUCUCUUAAUCCAGCAUGAUGUUCUUUUAGGGAAUGAUGAUCUAUUCAGGGAAAAACGGAUUACAAAGUUUGGCAAAACACUAAACUGCAGAAGGCCAAAACCUGCCAAACGACAUAAAAACAGUCUUCAGUCUAGACAUCCCUGAUCCCAGCACGAUAAAUGACUGCCAAUUUUGAUGAAAAAUUAGCAUCUAUUAGCAUGCUCAGGUAGAUGCUCCACCUUAAAAACAUCGGUAUGUUUGCUUCAACCUACAGACUUUAGGUUAAGAAUUAAUGAAAUAAGAACUACUUACUGAUAGAGCAGGUUAACUCUCCUAAAACAUAUUGUUUCCAUGUCUGUAAAAAAAAUCCUAAAAUUCUGCAAAAAAAUCUCCAAACUUCUGAAAAUUUACAAAACCUUCAGAAAGAAAAUUUUAAUAAUUCCUUAAAAGUUUCCUUUAAAAGUUUUUUUGUAAAUCCCCAAAUUUGGCAAGAACGUUCUUGUAAAUAUUUUUCAAAAAAUGAGUAAAAAUCUUCCCCAAAAAUCCUACAAAGAUCUAAGUGAUUACAUAUAUAUCAGUAAAACUUAUAAUAUUCUCUUAAGAACAUUAACUUAAAAAUCAACCAAAAUCCAGUGAAAUUUUCUGGAUUUUGGUUGAUUUUUUUGUGAAUGUUCCUCAGGAAACAUUUCUUUUUUUCCACCAAAAAAUGUUCAAACAUUUCCCAAAAAUGUUGAAGAUCAGAAUUUUCACUGUGAAAUUAUAUUUUUUCCACAUUUUCAAACUUUAAACCGGGUCAAUUUUGACCCGCAGGACGACACGAGGGUUACAACACUACUUUGCAUUUGAGAUAAUCUCCAAAUAAUCCAAAACUAGACAGAGCAAGCACACAUAAACAUGGACACACCUCCGGCUGAGAGGUCCUGGAACCCUGGUUAGAAACUGAAAGCACUUCUGCCAAGAAGGCCCACAACGACAAAGCUUCUCACUUACCUCAGACUGACAUAAAAUUCCUUCAGUUUGAAAAUAUUUGUCUUAGGAUACAUGCUGUUUUUUUUCUCUUAUCUUUGAAUCAGAUGAAAGCAGCUUCAUAUUAACGGGCACUGAUCCCUUUGUGGCAACCACGACCACUUCUACAUCCCAUCUGAUAAUAGAGCAACUUUGAAUGUGAAUCUCUUUCGAACCCAUCCAUCUACCCUGACCUCCUCACUACGCUGCCACCAUGGCUCUACAUCUCCUGACCUUCUGUCCCAUUAGUAUCCUCUACAGCCACUAGAGGGCGCUAUGAGACAUAGCUGUGAAUCAUAAAAUGUUAAAAAUCAGAACCAGAAACAGAAUCAUUUACCUUCAGCCUCCUGUCAACCCUUCCAUCCACCCCGACCUCCUCCCUGUGAUGACGUCAUGGUCGCUGCAUCACCUGAUAUUACAUCCCGUCAUAAAAAUCUCUGCCACUAGAGGGCGUCGUCACAAUGAGAUGUAGCUGUGAGUCGUAAAAUGGUGAAAAUCAGAUCCAAUAAUGCGAUAGUUUGUUCCUAGUCAACAGAAUCGUUUUCUUUCAGCCUCCCAUGAACCCUUCCAUCCACCCCAACCUCCUCCCUAUAGCGACUUCGUGGUUUCAUCUCUACAUCACCUGACCUUACAUCCCGUCAUAACUACUACAACCACACGAGGGCGCUGCAACCAUGAGACAUAGCUGAAGUUUGUAAUAGCAUGCUAAUGUUAGCAUUUAGCUAAAACCACCAUUAAUUUCCGUCUCGACAAAUAAAACAAAUCAGGAAAACACUAGCAGGAGCUACAUUUCAGAGACCCUCAGAUUACACAGCAAGCUAACAUUUGGCCAACAUUAGCAUCCGCCGUUUAAGAACGUCUUUUACAAACUACAGCUCCAACAAAAGGCAGCGUCAACUAUAAUGGGAUGUUAGCAAGCUAUUCUAUCAGCUAGCUCUAAGAUUAACACUAGAAAUGGCACGCUUCCUCACCACGCAUCAAAACUAGCUUGUUUUGUGAUUUUCAGCUAAUCGCACUAACAUUUUACCUCAGAUAUCUCCUCUGCUUCUGCAGAUUGUAGCUAACACAGUAGGAGUGAGAGAGCUGCAGUUUUAACUCAGAUUAAACUUUACUGGAGAUGAUUUCACAUGUUUUAGUUUUUUUAAUUUUUCAGUUUGUACCUUCUGAUUAAUGUGAAAUCCACCAAAGCAGAUGAAUGUAGGCUCAGUUCAGGCCACAAAGGCUGCAAGUGACCAGCUAAAGCCAGGCGACAGCUAGCUUAGCUUAGCUUAGCUUAGCAUAAUGACCGGAAACAGAAGGAAACUGCUAGUCCGGGUCUUUGAGAAAGAAGUAGGAAAAACUUCUGAUUGUUUUGUUGAUUAAUAAGGCAGCAAGUAUGAAACUGAGAAAGUUUUAGUUCAGUUUCCUCCCACAAAAUGUGAAGUUUAAGGAGAACAGUCCAGUUGUUUUAGGUCUGGAGCUGCUAUAAUGUGCUCCUCAUUAUUAUUAUAAAUAUUAUAAUGCAAGAUUUAUUUCUGCAGAAUCGUUCCAAACUGGAGUCAUAAGGUGCUUGAAAUACUUUAACGAAUAACAUUAAAAAAUGGUCAAUGUAGACCAUAAAAUUGUGCUAUUUUUUCAAGUUUUGAUAAAUUACAGAAAAUGUCAGUUAAAAUCAAAGAAAAAACAUAUAAAUUUAUGUCAACCCUAAAACAAAAAAAACUCAACAGGUCAAAACUGUGAACAAUGUCUAAAUGAAACAUCUGCUUUUUUAUAAACAGUAAUUUGUUCUUUUCCAACUGUGAACAUAAAAUUCUAUAGUUUUAAAAAGCAUCUUUAUUUGACAGAUACUUGCUGUUGUUUUCACCAUUUUUAUUAACUUUUUUAGUCGUCUUUGAACAUUACAGUAUUCCAAAGUUCUUUAAUUUCUUUUCUUUCCUGUCAGCUUGAAUUAAAUUCUGCUGGUGUUCAGAAUAAAACAACCUUUAAAGUUGAUUUUAUGUCACUAAUUAUCUGUCUUUAUGCUAAGCUAAGGUAACCGUGUCCUGGACAGUAUUAGACAGCACACAGACCCAUUAAAAACACUGUAAACACGGCCGGUUUGUGUGUUUAGUGUAGAAUCCAUAACAAAAGUAUUUUUUAGUUUUGUUUUUGAGUGUAUUUUUUUAAAAACACAGAACUUUAUUUUUUAAUUUUUAUUUAUUUGUGUGUUUUAGCAACGGAUCACUGUAAAGAGUGUUUUAAAGGCAAACCGUCGCCCUCUGCUGGACAGAAGCCUGUGAAAUGUACCAUUCUGCGGCAGGACGUGUAAAGAUGUCCUCUUAAGUUUUUUUGUUUGUUUUUUGGUUAGUACUGUAGACAGGAGAAACAUCACGAGCCGAAAUACUUCUCCAUCACUGUUUUUUAUUUGAGUUUAUUCUGUGAAAGCCUCACUGACUGUGCUGCUCGUCUCAAACACUCACGUUUGUACUCAUUUGUAACUGUGCACUUUAACGAAGAAUUAAACGUUUCCUUCAGUCA
Acanthochromis polyacanthus (spiny chromis) is the source of this 4429-nucleotide messenger RNA. RefSeq names its product interleukin-17C-like. Gene Ontology annotation, biological process: inflammatory response. Lineage: Eukaryota; Metazoa; Chordata; Actinopteri; Pomacentridae. The transcript is spliced from 3 exons. The coding region runs from base 97 to 585 and encodes 162 amino acids. Gene Ontology annotation, molecular function: cytokine activity. The record is from RefSeq and is a predicted model, not a curated record. Gene Ontology annotation, cellular component: extracellular region.